GGCGCUGAUUGGGCGAGAGGCGUCGGUGGGCUGUGGGGGUGACAAGAUGGCGGCGGAGGCGGUGGAGCUGCACAAGCUGAAGCUGGCGGAGCUGAAGCAGGAGUGCCUGGCCCGCGGCCUGGAGGCGAAGGGCAACAAGCAGGACCUGAUCAACCGGCUGCAGGCGUACCUGGAGGAGCACGCUGAAGAAGAGGCGAAUGAAGAAGAUGUCCUGGGAGAGGAAAUAGAGGAAGAGGAGCAGAAGCCGGUGGAGCCGCCGGUCAAAGCCGAGGAGCCUCCUGUAAACUCGCCUGAUGUGAUCACGGAGAAGAAGGUGGUGAAAAUCACGUCUGAGAUCUCACAGAUGGAGCGCAUGCAGAAGAGAGCCGAGCGCUUCAACGUGCCCGUCAGCCUGGAGAGCAAGAAGGCAGCGCGGGCAGCACGGUUUGGUUUGGCCACGGUGUCCACUAAAGGCCUCUCCGCAGACAGCAAGCCCACGGUGAACAUGGAUAAGUUAAAGGAAAGGGCUCAGAGGUUUGGGUUGAAUGUCUCCUCGCUCUCCAAGAAGAGUGAAGAGGACGAGAAGCUGAAGAAGAGGAAGGAGCGGUUUGGCAUCGUGACGAGUUCGGCUGGAGCUGGAGCUACAGAGGACACAGAGGCAAAGAAGAGGAAAAGAGCGGAGCGCUUCGGGAUCGUCUGAGCCUCGCACCCUUCUCCUCCUCCUCGCUCUUCCUCCCCCUUCCUCACAUUCCCCCACUGUUCCUCCAGGUUUUAGCGACGAGUAGGCAGGGAAUCCCCCGUAGUUGUUCCAUUGUGUCCUUAGUGGUUUCCUCAGUUCCCAAGUUUAAAGGUGAAGAAGAGUUGAGCAGAAAGAAGAACCCGCUUCCCAGCUCGGUGCCGGGUCUCUCCCCAGCAGCCGGGACACGGAGCGGCCUCGUCCCCUUGUCCGGGGCUGGUCCCUGCUGUCCUGCCCCAGCGCAGCCUCCGGCAAGGGGUUUCCUCAAGCAGCUUGUCUCCGGUUUGCAGCCGUGGAUGCAGCCAGUGGCUGGUUCCUCCCGGGUGAGGCCAAUGGGAAUUGGAGCUGGAAUUGCCAUAGCAAAUGGUUUGCAAACGGAUGCUCUCCGUGCUCCGUUCCACGGGGGUUUCCCAGGGUUCUUGGGAUCACGAUUCCUCAUCCAUCUCCCUGCCUAGGAUUCUGGGUGGGUGCCAUGGCUGGAAUCCCACCCUUGUCCUAACACCGACGCUUCAGGGUUCUUAUUUCUGACCGUAACCUCUCCCUGGCGCGAUGUUCACCUCGUCCAUGCUACAGAGCAGCACCGGGGGCACGAGGGGAGCAUCCAGAGGCUCAUUCCUGGUCCUUGACAAGCAAUAGAUCCCGGUUUUUUAACAUAGAAGCCUUCAAACCGCCUCCAUUGGGUUCCCGUUGGCACCCAGUGGCUCGGAGCAACCCCUCGGCCGUCCCUUCCCUUCCCCAUGGGCAGCUCCGGGGCUGUCGCUGCUGCAUGACUCGAAUCCAUGUGGGAAUGUUCCUGUGGUGCCGUCGGGUUUCUAUGUCGGGUUUUGUACGAAGCGUUUUCUAUGGGCUCACGAGCUCCUCGCUGCCAGUUCCACGUUUGUGGCCUCUUGUUCUUGGUUUCAUAAUAAAACUGCUUCUCCAAGGCAA
Molecule: messenger RNA, 1642 nt
Organism: Strigops habroptila (Kakapo)
Lineage: Eukaryota; Metazoa; Chordata; Aves; Psittaciformes; Psittacidae
Gene: SARNP
Product: SAP domain containing ribonucleoprotein
Exons: 11
Coding region: 47-679 (210 amino acids)
Biological process (GO): poly(A)+ mRNA export from nucleus
Cellular component (GO): nucleus
Source: RefSeq, a predicted model, not a curated record